This is a messenger RNA of Oldenlandia corymbosa var. corymbosa, 525 nucleotides long. The record is from the annotation of a GenBank genome assembly. NCBI's taxonomy places the organism in Eukaryota, Viridiplantae, Streptophyta, Magnoliopsida, Gentianales, Rubiaceae.
AUGAAUGCUGCGAGCAACUCUGCUAACGAGUUCAUCCCUGAAAACGCGGGCGGUUUCGGCAGCGAUUCCGACGAGGACACACCUGAGUUCUACCAACCAAUCUCUGCUAUUGCGGACGACGACGAUGAAGAAUCUAAUUUUCCCGAUUCAAACCCCGACGACGACGACGCCAACGAACACGACCACCGGCUGCAUCCUUUUCCCCACGAUCUACCCAACGGCUAUUCGCUGCAUCCGGUCGAGAACGGAGUUUCCCUGGAUCUGACCGAUGAUGAAGAAGAAGACGAAGAUUCCGGUGAGGAAGAGGAAAGGGUGAGAGAAGAAGAGUCAAUAAGGAGAGCAUUCCGAGAGGAUGAUAGCCGUCGAAACGCUCCCUUGCCACCUGAGAACGCCGUCAGAGUUAUGGAAGCCAUGCGUGGGGUUUCAUUCGGUGGAUUGCCGCCGGAUUGGGUGGAUCGGAUUCCCGAAGAUCAGUGGAUUGAUCAGCUUCGAAGAAUUAGACGGCCAUCCACAGCUCAAGAAUGA